Papaver somniferum (opium poppy) is the source of this 1251-nucleotide messenger RNA. Its product is annotated as serine acetyltransferase 1, chloroplastic-like. Gene Ontology annotation, cellular component: cytoplasm; cytosol. The transcript has a single exon. The coding region runs from base 135 to 1115 and encodes 326 amino acids. Lineage: Eukaryota; Viridiplantae; Streptophyta; Magnoliopsida; Ranunculales; Papaveraceae. The record is from RefSeq and is a predicted model, not a curated record. Gene Ontology annotation, molecular function: L-serine O-acetyltransferase activity.
CGUUACAUCAGGGCAAGAACUAUUCAAUGCUCUAUAUAAACGCUCCAUUCUCUGCGGAUAUCAAUCUUCAAAGUCCCAAUUUUUCUAUCACACACUGAAAACCCAUUUAUCUGAUCUGCUCUGCCACAAAUACAAUGGCAAUUUGCUUUGAGAAUCACAGACCCAAAACAUCAACAAAUCGGUCUUCUCAAAAUGAUGGUACGUCUCUAUACAAGUGUAGAAAAUUCUUAAUACCCGAUAUCUCUGAAAUUGCACCAUGUUCUUCUUUUAAUCAAGAUCAAUUCAAGAGACCCAUUGCUCAAAAGGAUGAAGUUUGGUUGAAGAUACGUGAAGAAGCUACAAAUGAUGUCGAAGAAGAGCCCAUUCUGUCAGAAUAUUAUUUCAGGUCAAUUCAAUCUCAUUGUUCUUUGGAAAGUUCAUUAGCUAAUCAUUUAGCAAUGAAACUAAGCAACUCAAAUCUUCAAACCAACAUACUUUGUGAAAUCUUCAUGGGUAUUUUUAAUGAAGAUCAAGAAAUUAGAAAAUCAAUUAGAUUUGAUUUAAGUGCUGUUAAAGAAAGAGACCCAGCUUGUAUUAGUUAUGUUCAUUGCAUUUUAAACUUCAAAGGGUUCUUGGCAAUUCAAUCACAUAGGAUUGCACACAAAUUAUGGUCACAAGAUAGGAAAACACUAGCUCUUUUGAUUCAGAAUAGAGUAUCUGAAGUAUUUGGAGUUGAUAUUCAUCCCGGUGCGAAAAUCGGGCAUGGGAUACUACUCGAUCAUGCAACCGGUGUUGUUAUCGGCGAAACAGCGGUGAUCGGAAACAAUGUGUCGAUUCUGCAUAAUGUGACAUUGGGUGGAACAGGAAAAGUUUGUGGUGAUAGACACCCAAAAAUUGGCGAUGGUGUUUUAAUAGGCGCAUGCACAUCAAUCUUAGGCAAUGUUAGAAUUGGUGAAGGUGCUAAAAUUGGUGCAGGAUCAGUUGUUUUAAAAGAUGUACCAGCAAGAACUACUGCUGUUGGUAAUCCUGCUAGACUACUAGGAGGUAAAGAAAAUCCAAUGAAGUUAGAUAAAAUUCCUAGCUUAACAAUGGAUCAUACUUCAUUUUUAUGUAAUUCCCCUGAUUAUGUAAUUUGAAUAGAAGUUUAAAAAUUAGUUUUAGUAAGUUGGGUUAUCCAUUAUGGCACUAUGAGAGUUAGUGGGGUAAUUAAACUUAAGAAAAUGUAAUGACAAAAUCAUAAAAUAAAGUGAAAUCCAUUAUCUUUUUCUUCCA